This is a messenger RNA of Monopterus albus (swamp eel), 1246 nucleotides long. RefSeq names its product polyserase-2-like. The record is from RefSeq and is a predicted model, not a curated record. Gene Ontology annotation, molecular function: serine-type endopeptidase activity. Bases 10 to 1032 code for a protein of 340 amino acids. NCBI's taxonomy places the organism in Eukaryota, Metazoa, Chordata, Actinopteri, Synbranchiformes, Synbranchidae. Gene Ontology annotation, biological process: proteolysis. The transcript has 6 exons.
CAGUACAGUAUGGCAGCCCGGACUCUUUGGAUAGUCCUGAUGUGUGUGGUCCUCACUGGGCAAGGGUCAAAGGCUCAGGACUGUGGUGUGGCACCUCUGAACACAAAGAUAGUAGGUGGUGUGAACGCCACAGCUGGGUCAUGGCCCUGGCAGGUCAGUGUGUACCAUAAAGAAUAUCAUAUCUGUGGAGGGACCCUCAUCAGUGACCAGUGGGUCCUCACAGCAGCCCACUGCAUUAUAUCAAAUUCAACUAGCGUCUGGACUCUCUACUUUGGAAAAUUGACUCAGAGUGGCCCUAAUGUUAAUCAGGUGACCCGCACUGUGUCACAAGUCAUCGCCCAUCCUAACUACAGCAACACUUUGUUCAACAAUGACAUUGCCCUAAUGAAGCUCAGCAGCCCUGUCACUUUCAAUGACUACAUCAGACCUGUCUGCCUGGCAAGUAACUCCAGCCAGUUCUACACCUCCACCUCCUGCUGGGCCACUGGCUGGGGCAGACUUGGAAGCAAUGAGCCAAAUCAAGCUUAUAACUUCCUUCAGGAGGUCCAGAUUCCUGUUGUUGGAAACAAACAGUGCAGCUGCGACUACAUCCCAAUACCAUCAGUAAACCUCACUACCAACAUGAUGUGUGCCGGUCAAGAGAACAAAGGAACAUGUCAGGGGGACUCUGGUGGACCUUUGCAAUGCAAACAAGGCUCAGUGUGGAUCCAGGCUGGCAUCACCAGCUAUGGAGUACCUUGUGCCACAGCUGGAUUUCCUGAAGUUUAUACCCGAGUCUCUCAGUUCCAGGCUUGGAUCAAAGAUCAAGUGGCCGGAGCAAAUGUCAUCUUCGUCACAUUCACCUCUAGUGGCACUGAUCCAGACAGCAGUUUUGUGUGUCGCAGCACUGCAACCUCAGCAGCUAUGACUCCUACUCCCAAUCUGACUCUGACUAGUACUCCAUCCUCAGCUGUCCUGACAGCCACAGCAACUGAGCUUGCAUUCAUUUCCAUCUUAGUGCCAGUGUUUCUUCAGGAUGUUUUAGCUCUGUAGCUCAGUUUUAAACUAACAACUUUUCAACACUUAAAUCAUUUUACAAAGUUUCAAAUUCUUCUUACUAUAUGUAUAACAUACAGUUAUGGUUGGGUUGGUUUCCACACUGUGUCUUUGGAGCAGGAUCCCUUUUUCUUUGCACUUAAUUCCUUCUUCUUGGCCUUUUUUAAUGUGACACAAACUUCAUUUAACCCAAACUGUGUCUAUUCUCUAA